AGUAGGUCCUCAGGAUCCUCAAGGACAUGAUGGAGGAGCCAUGCCAUGCUCACCUCUGCCUUCCACCCCAUCACCCCAGUUGUGGGCCAUUGCACCCUGAGUGAAGGGGUCCAAACCAGCUCUACUUUGCAUGAGCUUCACCAGGAUGUAGCACUUGAUUUGAAGUAUCAACAUAGGCAGGAUCCUUGAAAUAAAAGUCAUAAAGGCACUGUGCUGAGUGCUUUGCUUACGUGAUCUCCUUGUGGCUUGGAUGGAGAGAAGUUCUCCACUGACAAGUGAUGGGCCUGCAGCUCUGCCCUACAGUAACACCUAAGAUCUGACUCCAGAAUCCGGGUGUCACCCCAUAUUCCACCACCCUCACCCUCUAGGCAGGAAAACUGAGUUCUGUGCUGACUUGAGAACUUCAGCCAAAAACGAGUAACAACAACAAAGAAAAACCUUGUUGCUUAACAGUUCCUUCCUUUGCUCCAUCAUCAUUUUAUUCAUUCAAUGAUCAUUUAUUAAGUACCUGUUAGAGGCAAAAUUAUACUUUGUUAGGUGCUUUAGAGAUGCCUAGACCCACUAUUUUUUUGGGGGGGUGCAUAAAUAGAUGACCAUCAUGAUCACCUUUAUUUCUAUUAAGGCUAAGAGCCCAGGCCAGCACCCCCACCACCACCCCGUGUGUUCACCUGUCUCUACUUAGUUUCUCCACCUAUGAAAUGAAGGUCACAAUUUCUCCCCUAAAGGUGGCUCAUGAGGAUUAAACAUGACGUUCAGGAAGUUAGCACAGUGCCUUGCACGUCGUAGGUCUUCAAUAAAUAGUAGCUAUUGUUUGUAGAAGUUUUUUAUAUGCACAAAAUAAAUCUUCUUUGGGUCUGUUACAGCAUCCUUUGAAAACGACUUGGAGAGUAUCUUUAAGGGUGAUCUGACUUGAAAUUUAAGCCAUGUGGCACAAGAAAAAUGGAGGGCUUCUGGGGUCCCUCGAAGGUGUCACAUCCCCCAAUAGGAAGAUGGUGGCACUGAGAAAGGAAGGGAAUUGGUGGUAGAGGUGACACCCUGAUGACCCUGCCCAGUACUGUCCAGCUUCCUACAAAGCCAAUGAGGUCCAUCUGCCCCCAGGAAGUCAUCAGAAGCCAUGGCUGAGGAGACAAGUACUGGGGCCUCCCUGGACCUGCUAUUGGAGUGAAAUGGCCUGAACAGAAUUGGGUGGACAGGGCGCUGCCUCAGCAGGCCGGGAUGUGCUGGGCUGUCAGAAAGCGCCCAUAAAUAGGAUGCUCCUUGCGAGGCAGGCCGAGUCUGCAGAAGGCCGUGGCUUCUCUGUGCUUCCCCAGGCUACAGCAACAGGUUCAUUCUGGGACAGCCAGAGGUGUCUGGGAAGAUGGCAGAACAACAUGGAGCACCGGAACAGGCAGCAGCUGGCAAGAGUCAUGGAGGCCUUGGGGGCACCUACAAGGUGGUCGUGUAUGAACUAGAAAACUUCCAAGGCAAGCGAUGCGAGCUCUCAGCCGAGUGCCCCAACCUAACUGACAGCCUGUUGGAGAAGGUGGGCUCCAUCCAAGUGGAGUCCGGGCCGUGGCUGGCAUUUGAGCGCAGGGCGUUCCGUGGAGAGCAGUUUGUCUUGGAGAAGGGAGAUUACCCUCGCUGGGAUGCUUGGUCCAACAGUUACAACAGUGACAGCCUCCUGUCCCUCCGGCCUCUGCCUGUUGACGGUCCAGAUCACAAGCUGCAUCUCUUUGAGAAUCCAGCUUUCAGUGGCCGCAAGAUGGAGAUAGUGGACGAUGAUGUGCCCAGCCUGUGGGCUCAUGGCUUCCAGGACCGUGUGGCGAGUGUCCGUGCCAUCAAUGGAACGUGGGUCGGCUAUGAGUUCCCCGGCUACCGUGGGCGCCAGUACGUGUUCGAGCAGGGUGAGUACCGGCACUGGAACGAGUGGGACGCCAACCAGCCGCAGCUGCAGUCUGUGCGCCGCAUCCGUGACCAGAAGUGGCACAAGCGGGGCUGCUUCCUCAGCAGCUGAAGGGCACCCCGACCUCAGUGGCCUACGCCUGCCCUAGGGGGCAGCAAGGGCAAGAAGAGGAGGCUCCAGGGCUGGGGAAAGGGGCUGCCUAUCCACCCUUCCCCGGAAUCUGCUCAAUAAAGCCUGGGGCCGGUCUCCCACCUGCCAUGUU
Otolemur garnettii (small-eared galago) is the source of this 2144-nucleotide messenger RNA. RefSeq names its product crystallin beta B3 (gene CRYBB3). The record is from RefSeq and is a predicted model, not a curated record. Gene Ontology annotation, biological process: visual perception; lens development in camera-type eye. Bases 1358 to 1993 code for a protein of 211 amino acids. NCBI's taxonomy places the organism in Eukaryota, Metazoa, Chordata, Mammalia, Primates, Galagidae. Gene Ontology annotation, molecular function: structural constituent of eye lens. The transcript has 6 exons.